Messenger RNA from Symbiodinium natans, 1824 nucleotides. Lineage: Eukaryota; Dinophyceae; Suessiales; Symbiodiniaceae. The record is from the annotation of a GenBank genome assembly.
AUGACCAAGCUUGUAGCUUCGGACGCCAUGUCCCAGAGCCAGCGCUUGCGUCGGCAUGCUGGCAAGUACCACCGCCUUGCCCACAAGUCGACGGUGAUCAGCAAGUAUUCCGCCAAAGCCGAGGAGUUCGGAAAGGCGGACCUGCGCAAGCACGCCGCCCAUGUGGCGGCCUGGAUUGCCUAUGGCCCAAAGGGCAAGGUUCCAGGGGCCGACGAGCUCGAGCUCCUGACGAAGUUCAUGGGGAAACUGGGGGGCGGCCCCCUACCUUCUCGCUUGAGGGAGGUCCUGCCAAUCGCGCAGGAAGCGCUUCGGUCCAGUCCCCGGCCAUCAGAUGGGGUCGACGAGGGUUGGAAGCGGGCAGAACAAGAGCUCCGAAGGAGCCUCCAGAAGUUCCGCUGCUGCUGUCGUCCGAUGGAGGAAGCGUGCGCCGCAAGGGUGAGCAAGGAAGCCGCGCAAGAUAUAGUUGUGGAGUCGGACAUGUCGGACAAUGACCCGGCGGAUGUACUACACGACCACGCUUUCGAUGACACUGACGCCAGUGAUGCCGGUGAUGACAAUGCCAUUAUUCACGUACAGGCUGACACUGCGCCUCCUGCGCACGAUCAACGUUUGCAGCUCUUCAGCAAGAUGAACGAGUGGGGGUUCUUAGAUGAAGCCCAGCGGCUGGAGCGACUUGAGCAGGUGGAGGCCAUCGCAAAGCGUUCACGAAGGAGCCUCGACCAGGCAGAGCUUGCUGAGGCCAUCAACGUGGUUGUUGCAGCGCUCUCGCCCCCUCGCAGACAGCGGGGGCAACAAGAAGCUGAACCCGAAGGAGUCGAUUCUGAAGGCGCAGAGGUGCCUGACUGCCAGAAGGAUCGUCAGCUCGUCGGCAUGCAGCGACGACUGCGGUCGCUGUUGCUUGAAGCGUUGCGAACAUGGCGAUUGAGGCGGUUCGAUUGCCAGGCCAUUGAGCACGUGUUGGAGUAUGUCCAAGGCAAGAUCAGCAAGUUUGAGGACAAUGUCGGAGAGAUUCAAGGUGCGGCCGCUGGACAGGCUUGGGUUGGCAUCAAGCAGGCAGUCGGUGAGCUGCUGCUGAGGGCAGAGGAUGGUCCAUCCGCCCCUGAAGCGCAGAGUACCGACUCGGCCACACGCCGUGCCAAGAACGCAAAGAACGCAGGCGCUUUCAAGGGACGACUGGAGCGCCAGAGCGGCAUCCAAGGAAUCUCUUGGAGCAACAGAAAUUCAGGCUGGACAGUCUCCCGACAGGAAGCUGGCAAGCAGCGGCAAACUGCUUUUCCCAUUGCACAGCUCCUGAAGCAAGGCCUCACAGAGGAGGAGGCCGUCGAGGCUGCCUUGCAAAAGGCCAAGGCAUAUCGCGAGGAGCUGGUGUGCCAGGGCAAGAUGGAGCCAUCAAAGCCCAGCUCGAGCAAGGCUCCCCAGAGCCUACUGAGGGGAGUCUCAUACGACGAGAAGAACAGUUCCUGGAGGGUCCGGCCCAUGGAUCCAUCCCUGGGGGUGCGCUUAAAUGGUGGCUUUUUCAAGCACCAAGAUGAGGCCGAAGACAGGGCCCGGGAAAUGGCCAAGAAAAUGGGGCUUCCAGCUGAGAGGUGUGUCGUGCCUGUGCAGAAGCUCUCGGAGCUGCCUCGCUUCGCACCUUUGGGAUCACAGAAAGGAAUCAUCUGGAGGGUCAAUGAGCAAUGUUGGUAUGCUGAUGGGAGAUUCCAGGGAGUUCGGCGCACCAUGAGAUUCCGGCCCAAAGAUGGCUCGGAGGGCGAGGUGAAGAAGGCUUGGCUCGAGGCGGUGGAAUGGUACCGGAAACAUCGCGAUGAGAAAAGUCAGCCGUGA